Messenger RNA from Morchella importuna, 1959 nucleotides. RefSeq lists its product as uncharacterized. Lineage: Eukaryota; Fungi; Ascomycota; Pezizomycetes; Pezizales; Morchellaceae. The coding region runs from base 1 to 1959 and encodes 652 amino acids. The record is from RefSeq and is a predicted model, not a curated record. The transcript has 3 exons.
AUGGCACAUAGGUUUUCGGCGCACGAGGCUGCCCAACAAGGCGGGAAAUCCUUCUACGCGGGUGUCGUACGGCUUCGGUUUGAAUCGUUUGCAGCUUCUCCAAAAUAUUUGGCACGGGAAUUAAGCAUUAAAAAUAUCGAGAGAUUAAAGACGAUCUUUCGAACAGAUGGUGUACUUUCUAGGGAAAACCCUCUCAAUCGUAUCCCCAUCUUACUCACUGCAACGGCUUUGACAUCUGCACUCGAGAAAGCGGGCAUUGGGAAGGAUGACAUUAACGGCGAUCCUCCGUAUCAUCAACUCCCCAUGCCCAAGGGGUCGGUCCAGUAUCUUCAUGGUCAUCAUCGCCUGAUGGCCGCCAAAGACAUCAUCCCACAAAUGGAUCGUUGGUGGGGAGUUGACAUCUAUAUUGAAGAGUUUGCUUCGGACGAAGAUUUAUACUAUCUACAGCACCAAUAUGCCAAUUCGGCCAAUAUCACUGAUGGGGAGAUAUUUCGAAAUAUACGUUUGAGUUCCAGAGAAAACGAUCUAUUUAAACAACAAUUCUGGUGGUCAAGGCUUAGUCGCUCGAAAUCCCGGGACUUAAAACAGCUUUUGCGCAGUGCGAGAUUCCGUGUCGGCUUCGACAAACUGCUGGACAUACCUGGGUUGUGGCCUGCGGUGCAGCUUGGUGCUUUGCACAAACUCCUCCCGCUGAAAUGUGACGAGGAAGUAGCCCGUUAUCUCGAUUGGGUGUCUGUAGCUUGGGGUGAAUUGGCCGGUGCCAAUCACCUACUGGUCGAUCGCGAGUUGGCGGACACGAUGGAAUUACGUGCCCCUGCCAUCUCCGAUGUCGACCGGGACGUUCUCACUCGUUUGUGCGAUGUACCUCACAAUGGUGGCAAGGACGCGAUAUACGAGAAUAUCCGAAGGGCCAACGACAGAAUUCCCACACUGCACUCGCUCUUUCAGGAUCUGAAAUACCUCGAGGCAGUGGCCGGCCCGAUGAAACUCUUAGCCGGUCCCACAAAACUAACUGUACGACAAUCUUUCGAGCGUAUGUUCGUUGGCGAUCAGCAUGCAUUCGAGGAAUCUUACUGGGAGUUAUGGUUAUUUAGCAUGAUAAACUUUCAUAAGUUGUCCACCGCUAUCACGCUCCGAAAGAACGCCAAUCGUCCCAAGCCAAUAUGCGAACAAAAUCUUCAUAUUCUGGCAGAAUUUGCGCGGAUUGCUGAUGAGCUUGGGUUCAGCUCCGGUCAAAUCGACAAGUACAUAGAAUCAACCCCCGAAAUCAUUGUCGCGCGAGAGUUCUUUUCGAAGUUUAGGCCUCGUGAUGUGUACGUGUACGAUAACGGAGUCUUUGAGGAGGAAAUCCGGAAUCUCAGUGAAAGCUUGUGCAGGUUUCAAAAACGUGCCCCGUCUACAAGGAAGCCCGCCCUGACCGGCGAAAAUCCGGUGGAGGUCACAAGGAGAACCGGCCGCCCUUUCGAGAAUGACCAUGAGCGUGAUGCUGACAACUAUACAUUGGAAAACAUGCUUGGGCCCCUGCCCCUAGAGCGAGAUAACGAUAUCACGACGUUCUUUUGCCGAAGAUCAUGGUUCAUCGCGUUCUUUGUGGGAGGUGGCUCUAUAUUCGAACAAAGAGUAUUUGACCUGUCCCGGCGUUCUCAGUCAACUCCCCAAGAUCCAGACCUGCCCCCCCCGAGCGAGGCCGAGUCUCCCCUCUCGGUAGAGGGCCAGCCCCCUCCUGCUCCCGAGGGCCAUCCCCCCCCCACACACGAGGCCGAGUCCACUCCUCCUCCUCCUCCCUCCUCCCCGAAGGGCAAUCUCCUCCGCCCUUGUCACCCGGCCCGGGAAGGAGUCGUAGACGGCCCCGUUCUUCGUCGGAUGGCGCCAACAAAAAAAGGCGGGUUGGGUUGGGGCCCCAUGACGACACAGAAUGGACUAUCUCCGUGUAUUAUCAUACCGCGCCACUUGUAUUAG